Messenger RNA from Clonostachys byssicola, 951 nucleotides. The record is from the annotation of a GenBank genome assembly. NCBI's taxonomy places the organism in Eukaryota, Fungi, Ascomycota, Sordariomycetes, Hypocreales, Bionectriaceae.
AUGGGGAAAGACAAACGCAACGAGUUCCUUGACGCCUCGGAUAGCGAAGACGACCAAUCCCAAGGCUACAACUCCGAAGAUGACCUACGAAAAGGAGGCCGCAGCACCAAGCGCCGGAGAAUCGACCACUCAGAUGACGAUGAGGCCAGCGACCUCGACGGCGGCGUUGCAAUUGACGAUCAACCUACAACAAAGGACGAUGAUGAAGACGACGAGACUACAAAGCUGCCCUCAGAUCAAAAGACGAAGAAGAGGAAAGCCUCGGAACUCGAAUCAGAAGUGCCCGACAUCCAUCGAACACUCACCAAGAAAAACCUUGUGUCCACAGAGGCGGCGGUCAAGAAGUCCGGGGUGAUCUACAUGUCGAGAAUCCCCCCAUUCAUGAAACCCGCAAAGCUACGAUCCCUCCUCGAGCCGUACGGGAAGAUCAACCGCAUCUUCCUCGCCCCCGAGGAUCCCACGGCGCACGCCCGCCGCGUCCGCGCCGGCGGCAACAAGAAGCGCACCUACACCGAGGGCUGGAUCGAGUUCGUGAAGAAGAAGGACGCAAAGGCCGUGUGCGACCUCCUCAACGCGCAGACCAUCGGCGGGAAGAAGUCGUCGUACUACCACGACGACCUGUGGAACCUCAAGUACCUGACCGGGUUCAAGUGGCACAACCUGACGGAGCAGAUCUCCGCCGAGAACGCGGAGAGGGCCAGCCGCAUGAGGGCCGAGAUCAGCAAGACGACCAAGGAGAACAAGGAGUUCGUCAGGAACGUGGAGAAGGCCAAGAUGCUGGACGGCAUGCAGACCAAGGCGAAGAAGACGAAGCCGGCGCAGGCUGCCAUCGCCGAGGAGGAGGCCCAGGCCAGGGGGAGGACGUUCAAGCAGAUACCCCUCGCCAACAAGGGCAAGGAGAGCGAGAGCCAACCGGAGCAUGUCACAAGGGUUCUGAGCAAAAUCUUUUAG